CGAGAUGUCUGAAUUGGAAGGCAUAGAAAGGAGGGAAAAAUGACCACUUUGGGAACGCGUGCCGCGGCGCGUUCACUCAAAGCUGAAGCCAUGCCGGCGAUUUCCAUCCCUUCCCUCCUUAUCUACCGCCACCACCCGCGGCGGCUGGCCACUGCACUCUCCUCUAUCCGCCACUUAAAUCUCUCUCUCUUUUCCCACUCCACUUCUCCAUUCUCAUUAUGCGUAGAAUCAUCUGCACAGUCGCCUGCCGCGAAUGCCCGGUCCGGCAGGUCCGGUUCUCUCGCCGCACCUCCGGCCCAACUCGACGGCGUGCAGAAAAUUGAAGUCAAUCCUCCAAAAGGCACCCGAGACUUCCCCCCUGAAGACAUGCGUCUUCGUAGUUGGCUCUUUCAGAACUUCAGAGAGGUUUCACAAUUAUUUGGGUUUGAAGAGGUGGAUUUUCCUGUGCUAGAGUCAGAGGCCCUGUUUAUUAGGAAAGCUGGGGAGGAGAUCAGAGACCAGCUUUACUGUUUUGAAGAUCGGGGAAACCGUCGAGUUGCAUUGAGGCCUGAACUUACUCCUUCACUGGCAAGACUUGUGAUACAGAAAGGAAAAUCAGUACCCCUUCCACUAAAAUGGUUUGCCAUUGGGCAGUGCUGGCGUUAUGAAAGAAUGACCAGGGGCCGACGUCGUGAACAUUACCAGUGGAACAUGGAUAUCAUUGGUGUGCCUGAUGUUACUGCUGAAGCAGAGCUAAUUUCCUCAAUCAUUACGUUUUUCAAGCGCAUUGGCAUCACAUCAUUGGAUGUUGGAUUUAAGGUCUCUAGUCGGAAGGUUUUGCAAGACGUACUGCGUUGCUACUCUGUUCCAGAAAAUAUGUUCAGUAGGGUAUGCGUAAUUAUAGAUAAGCAGUUGGAAAAGAUUCCUAUUGAAGAUAUCAAGAAAGAGCUUAAAUCGGCUGAGUUGUCAGAGGUGGCAAUUGAAGAGCUAUUGCAAGUCCUCUCUGUGAAGUCUUUGGAAAAGUUGGAAGAGAAGCUUGGGACUGAUGCCGAAGCACUUGCUGAUCUGAAGAAACUAUUUUCAUUGGCUGAGAAGUACGGUUAUUCUGAGUGGAUCCAGUUUGAUGCAUCAGUUGUACGUGGUCUAGCCUAUUAUACCGGAAUUGUUUUUGAGGGAUUUGAUAGAGAAGGAAAAUUGCGAGCCAUAUGUGGUGGUGGACGAUAUGAUAAACUGCUGUCCACUUUCGGAGGAGAUGACCUUCCGGCUUGUGGCUUUGGAUUUGGCGAUGCAGUCAUAGUAGAACUUCUUAAGGAGAAGGGGCUUAUACCAGAACUCAGUCUGCAAGUAGACAACAUAGUCUGCUCCUUGGAUCCUGAUCUCCAAGGCGCCGCUUCUUCUGUUGCAACCAUUCUCCGGGAGAAAGGGCAGACCGUCGAUCUGGUUUUGGAGAACAAACCAUUGAAAUGGGUGUUCAAACGGGCUGCUCGGAUAAAUGCAGGCAGGCUGAUCUUAGUUGGGAGUGAUGAGUGGCGCCGAGGGACGGUCGGCGUUAAAAUUCUUUCUUCCGGCGAGCAAUACGAGGUCCAAGUGAAGGAACUGCAGUAGCAAGCUCAGAAACGGGAGAGAAAACGCACAAUAUACUCUAGAUGUUACAUUUUACCUGUCUUGUUUAUUAUUCAUGAGUUAAACUAACUCUUUCUUCAUUUCUUAUUUUCUUUAGUAAUUUUUAAUUAUUUUUAAAUUUAAUUUUUUU
This is a messenger RNA of Ipomoea nil (Japanese morning glory), 1732 nucleotides long. Its product is annotated as histidine--tRNA ligase, chloroplastic/mitochondrial-like. NCBI's taxonomy places the organism in Eukaryota, Viridiplantae, Streptophyta, Magnoliopsida, Solanales, Convolvulaceae. The transcript is spliced from 12 exons. The record is from RefSeq and is a predicted model, not a curated record. Gene Ontology annotation, molecular function: ATP binding; histidine-tRNA ligase activity. Gene Ontology annotation, cellular component: cytoplasm. Gene Ontology annotation, biological process: histidyl-tRNA aminoacylation. Bases 40 to 1584 code for a protein of 514 amino acids.